AUGCAAUGGCGUUACGCACCGACGAACUUCCAGUCCUAAUAAUCUUUCAACCUUUGACACAAUAUCCCUCGUAAGUUCAGGUAUUGGUAUAGGAUUUUCUUAAAAGUCGGGCUCUUGUGGUCUACCAUAUAAGGCGGCCCUCGGUUGAAUAGCCGCUAAAAACACAGGUAGGCGGAUGUCAUGAUAUCCAAUAAAUAUAGAUUAGCUACAGGCUCACUUCCAUUUAUUCGAGUCCACCGGUAGAGAGUGUGUUUUCUUUAGAAUACAAAUAACUUCGUACUUUCUCCUGACUCUCCUCCCACACAAAACAUCUUUAGGUACCUCUUAUACCAUCCAUCUAUAUCGAGUUAUCACCAUAUUGAGCACCAUGCUAGCUUGUUAGUAUAGAGGCUCAUCUCAACCGAAAGUCCUCUUUUACAAAAUCAUACCCUUGAACCUGUGAUACCUAUCCGAUGAUUUCCACUUUCUACGAAACAGUACCUACUUGAAAAAAAAAAUCGCAUUAUGGCUAGUGGUUCAAAUCAAUCCGAAAUCAACCAGACCCACGAAACGGACGGUCCUACCAUAAACUCCCAAGAGUCCCGACAGGAAUUGGUACCUAUCACUAGUGUUGCUGCUAGCCCUUCCGAGCCGGACUUACAUCAGGUUCAUCGUCCUUCAUCGGAUACCAACGACGGGUUGACACCGCCGACCUAUAAACGAGUUGUGGUCUACCUCACUGACACAAUUGCAUUCGUCUUGUCACAUCUAUGCUCAAUGUCCGACGGCAGAACGAUAGUUCGCUUCGCCGUUGUUAUCUUCAGUUUCCUCAUGGGAAUAUGGACGACGCUUUCGGUCAGCAUAAUGCCCAGACGACCAGAGGACGCUCUGCCCUCCUUGAACGACGAUAGCCACCCGAUUAUGGUUGCCCAAGUAGCCGCGUCGAUGCUGUCUCCGCUGCUGUUCACCGUCGUGUCGACUAAGAAAGACCCAACACCUGUCCGGCGGAAGAUCACGUCGUUCUAUUAUCUCCUACUUGCUCUCGGGGUCCUGAUGUCCCUUGCGUCCCUCCUGUUUUACUCGCUCUGGCCUUCGGGGUACCGGGUCACGAACGUUACUAUACUGGCGAGCAUGAUGUUCGGAGUUCUCGGGGGCUGGCAGUUCUUGGAGAGAUCUUGGAAGACUACAUCGUCAAUAAAUGAGGACGUUGAACUAGACCUACGACAAGCUUGAUACAAGUAGUUUUAUAUACUAUCAUAUUACUCAGCUUUAUGGGAUUGGUUCUGCUCUCUAACUUCCAACAGAGGUAACCGUAUACUUGGGUAAUAGUUGGGAAGGGCGUUAAACGGAUUGGAAUUUCACGGACUAAGCCAACAUAUCUGCCAAUCUAGGUAGGUGUCAGCCGUAGCAAACCGAAAAUUAAGUAGCCUACCUGGUAAUUCUAAAUAGCUAAUUCCAUUCGUAC
This is a messenger RNA of Daldinia caldariorum, 1444 nucleotides long. RefSeq lists its product as uncharacterized. Lineage: Eukaryota; Fungi; Ascomycota; Sordariomycetes; Xylariales; Hypoxylaceae. The transcript has a single exon. The record is from RefSeq and is a predicted model, not a curated record. Bases 505 to 1212 code for a protein of 235 amino acids.